This is a messenger RNA of Sitodiplosis mosellana (orange wheat blossom midge), 807 nucleotides long. RefSeq lists its product as uncharacterized. The record is from RefSeq and is a predicted model, not a curated record. Bases 1 to 807 code for a protein of 268 amino acids. The transcript is spliced from 4 exons. NCBI's taxonomy places the organism in Eukaryota, Metazoa, Arthropoda, Insecta, Diptera, Cecidomyiidae.
AUGGCUAGUGAUUUGAACAACAGUUCGGUUUCAGAAGGAAUUGCAGAGUUGUAUUUGAAUAGUGAUUUGGCCAACAUUAAAUUCGAAUUCAACAAAGAUGAUAAUGCUGAGUUUGUGCCCGCGCAUAAAAGCAUUUUGGCGAUAGCGAGUCCAGUGUUCCUUACACUAACAUUGGAACACAUUGAAGAGGUUGCUCUUCUGGCCGAUAAGUAUGAUGCGCCUGAAAGUGUCAACAAAUGUGCAACAUUCAUUGUGAAUCAACUACAAAUGGAUAAUAUUAUUUUGGGCUAUCAACUAGCCAUCACACUACGACAUGAAACGUUGAAAGAUCACUGCGAGAAAUAUAUCAGAUUAUUUACUAAAGAUUCGUUCAAAUCGCAGACAUUUCUCAAUUGUGCUCAAUUUGUUCUGAAACAUAUUCUACAAAUGGACGACUUGCAGUGCGAUGAGACUGACGUAUUCGAUGCAUGUGUGGCAUGGGCAAGGCACAAUUGCAAGGAAAAAGGUUUGGAUGAAAACGAAAUGGAAAAUUUGAGAAAGCAAUUGGGCGAUUGUUUCUAUUUAAUUCGAAUACCGGCUGAUAAACUCACAGUAAAACUACAUCCGAACACCGACAAUGAGAAAUAUUUUGCAGUGUCCAUGGCAAAUUUCAAAGGAUUGUUGAAUCGUGAUAUGUCUUUGCCAAUAAGUGAAAAUCAUCGAACAUUAUUGUCCAGCAAAGGUAUUUGUUUGUUCAAUAAUUCUCUUUUGAAAGAUGGUCAAUAUACAUAUGCUAUCAAAAUUGCAGCGAUUCUCUUAGACAGCUGA